Bicyclus anynana (squinting bush brown) is the source of this 4459-nucleotide messenger RNA. It is a transcript of the gene oys, whose product is annotated as lysophospholipid acyltransferase 6. Gene Ontology annotation, cellular component: membrane. Bases 335 to 1864 code for a protein of 509 amino acids. The record is from RefSeq and is a predicted model, not a curated record. Lineage: Eukaryota; Metazoa; Arthropoda; Insecta; Lepidoptera; Nymphalidae. The transcript has 10 exons. Gene Ontology annotation, molecular function: acyltransferase activity. Gene Ontology annotation, biological process: lipid modification.
UUGUCAUUCUAUCAAAAUCAAAUCAAAUCAAACUUCAAACUUUUUGCUACUGCUAACUUGUACCUAUUGACGAGUUUACAAUGUAAACUAUUAUUGAAAAUUGAAUCACUUUAAUAAAUAAAGUGGGUGCUAUCGUACAUUGUGCUGUAUUGACGUAAUAGUUAUUAAUUGAAGCAAGGAUAAUAUCAACGAGCCUUUGGUGCAAUACUGGGUUACAAUCAAUACAGAAGUAUGUUUUGAUGCGUGAAAACUAUUCAAACUGGUUGUUGUUUGAAUUGGUACUGUCUUUAUAUUUUGUGUACACUUUCUAACGUGCUGAAAGUUUUGCCUCAAAAUGUCUUCAAAUUAUUACGACUACUAUGAUGGUAGCAAGAUAUUUUUAUUUUUAUCUAAUAAAAUCGGUCUUCCAAUUGAUCUGGUUAAUUUUUUGAUUGCACAAUUAGCUGCAUUAUGCGUCGCCAGACUUUUUCGGAAACCAUUAAAGCUAGCUUCGCCAGAAUUUCGACAUUCAUUGUGCCUUGUUAUAGGGUUGCUUAUGGGAUAUUUCUGCUUUGGAAAGCAAGCAGUACAUCUAUCAGUCCUACCCAUGCUGAGUUAUACAUUACUUAAGUCCGGGCCACAACAUUUGAUUGGAAACAUAACCCUCACAGCAUCUAUGUUAUAUUUGUCAUGUUUACAUGUGCAUCGACAAAUGUACCACACUGGGGACUACACACUUGACAUAACAGGUCCAUUAAUGGUCAUCACCCAAAGAGUUACAUCAUUGGCGUAUUCUCUACAGGAUAACUUGACGAAAAAGGAAAUAAACGCAAACUCUGUGGAACAAUCCUCUGUGAAGGAUCAAUCUCGAAUGGUUAAAAUACCGUCGCCAUUGGAAUAUUUUUCUUACACGCUAGCGUUUCAAACAUUAAUGUGUGGACCUGUCGUGUUUUACACAGAUUACAUUACUUUCAUUGAAGGCGAUGUAAUCAAUGAGAAAAAGAACAUAUCAAGGGAUAGCAAGGAGCCGUCGCCACGUUUGGCCGUGCUGUACAAAGUCGCCGGCUCGGUGGCCGCCGCCGUGCUAUAUCUGUCUCUCGCGAAGAAGUACCCGCUGACGGCGCUGGAAGAACUAACAGAUCCCACUUCUGAAGUGGCUCGGUCGUGGUCGAUGUUCUAUCUCCUAUGGUACGCGUAUUUGUCGACGCUUGUGGUGCGAUGCAAGUACUACCACGCGUGGCUGCUGUCUGAGGCAAUUUGCAAUAAUUCAGGAAUGGGAUUCAAUGGCUACGACAACAAUGGCUCGCCCAAGUGGGACAAGAUGUCCAAUAUUGACGUGUUCGGUUUCGAGUUCGCGCAGAACUUCCGCGACGCGGUGUCGAGCUGGAACAAGAACACGAACGCGUGGCUGCGCACCGUGGCGUACGAGCGCGGCGGCGCGGCGUGGCGCACGGCGCGCGUGUACGCGCUGUCGGCGCUGUGGCACGGCUUCCACCCCGGCUACUACCUUACCUUCUUCGCCGGCGGGCUCUUCACCGUCGCCGCCAAGAAGGUGCGAGCUUUCGCCCGUCCGAUGUUCCUGCAGAGCCGCCCCAAGAAGCUGCUGUACGACGCUCUGACGUUCGCGACCACGCGGGUCGCCAUGACGUACGCCACCGUGCCCUUUGUUUUGCUUCAUCUGUCGCCGAGCUUGGCUUUUUACGGAAAAUUAUACUACUCGUUGCACUUCGUAGCGCUGGGCGCUAUAUUUCUGCCGGCAACGCGUACCUGCACCCGCUCCGCUACCCAGAACUACCCCGAGCUUCCUUCGACGUCUUCCAAGUUCACAAAAGAGGGCCAAACGCGAGAUGUCUAUGAACCGAAUGGUAAACUCAAGGCUUCCUAAAUAGAUUCCUUAAACUUUUUAUACACAGUACAAUAAACUAGGGAUAUAUGGUAUUAAUAGUAUAAUGAUAUAAGUGCGGUAAGUUGAAAAUUACAGCCGAGGCGAUAUUGCAGCUCGAGCCAAAGGCGAGAGCUAUAGUAAGGAAGCAGAGGCUGUAAUUAUCAAAGCGCACGUAUGUCAUACGACGUUUUAUAACACAUUUGCGAAGAAACACACUUUCUGACAAUGAAUUUGCAUCUUUGCCUGUUUUUUAUUUGAUGACAUUUUGACACGCUUGUCAAAAUGUAAUCAAAGUUUUUAGGCAAUUGCACCAAAAACAGCCAGUAUUACUAAUAAAGUAAAUUAAUAUUUUUGUGUUUCUGUUAUAGAUAAAUGGUUGUCAUUUAUUAUCAAAAUUAUUAAAAUGAAAGAUUUAAAUGUUUAUUUAUUAUAUUUUAUUCCACGAAAUUAAUUUUAUUGAUAAAAUGUUGAGCACUUUUCUCACAUAAAAACUUUUUGCCAAGAUUAAAAAAAAUACCAUUCGUUUUUAGACAGAUGACAAAGGUUUUUUAUUACAGUACUGCACAUGUGCAUUUUACAUUACAUUACGGCACAUGUGCGUAAUGAGAUACAUUACAAUAUUGAAAUUGGUGUAAUAAGCGAUUCUUUACGAGCAAAUGUGUUAUAAAAAAAUACAAUAUUUUAGAUAUUUUAUUGAAAGACACGAGUAUAAAACAUAAAUUUAAGUUAUAAUAGAGUAUUCGUAAUACCUACCACAUAAGCAUUUAACAGUAUUAAUGAAAAACCAGCACAAAUUUGUAUUUUAAAAACAUUAUAUUUUUACAAUAAAUUAAUUACUAUACACUUUUACUACCAGUUAAUAGAGUUUUAAGAGUUACUAAUGUUAAUUAAAUUUAAUGCUCUUUCCAAUACCUAUCAUAAGGAGUUUAAUUUAUGUUACAUUUAUUUUAUUUAUGUUCAAUUUUAAUUUACUUUAGGAUUAUUAGAAUUAAAUAUACAUUUGAUUGUUACGUUACACAGUAAAUAUUUUGCAAUGACUUUUUAUAUUUUUUUUACUACAUAUUUUUUUAACAGUAAUUAUUAUGGUAUAGAAUGUAACGUUUAUUAUCUGUCACAAUGUUUAUCAGGAUUCAUUCUGUCUAUCCAUUAUUCUUAGUUUAUAAAAUAUAUAUUAUAAUAUAAUAGCAUUUAGAAAUUUUGAAUGGAAUGUGCCACAGAGUUCAAACAUAAAAGAUGAGUAUAGUUUUGGAUAAAAGAAAUAUUUUCAAAUCGUUGCAUUAUAAUAAACUAGUGAGCCACAUGAAAACUAUAAAUAAAGACAUUAUUUAUGAAAUCGCAGGUGUGAGAAUAUUUUUUGUUAGUAUUUAUUUUAGAAUACCACUUAUGUUGUUUAUUUACUCGUAUUGGUAUAAAAGACUAACAUUAUUUACAUGAUAAGCUUUACUAAUGUUUUACUGUCAUAUGUUGCGUAUGUUGUAUUUAAAAAAUCGAAAACUAAAAAGUUGCUUGGUCACCCUAAGGAAUUUUCAAAAAUUCCUCUCAUCACCCUUUUUUUCAAAAAUAUUCAAAGUAUUUUAAUUUAAUUGGAUGGUGUAUUUUGCGUUUUAUCCAUUAAUUACGGGACACCCUGUACCUAUAUCAAUACCUUGAAAAUGAAAGUUUGACAAAGAUAUAUUUCAAGCAACUGGUGGUCAGGGCUCCAGAGUGAGGAACCUUCUCACAAUACGCGCCGUCUCAAGAAUCACUUUAUCCGAUCCUUGAUCCAGCAGUUAAGUGAAAGCUUCUAAGUUGUUGGUCGAACAUUUUCGCUAUAAGAAACUACUAUCGGAAUAACAAUAGUUGACUCAACAUUCCACAUGGCGGUAAUCUCGUGAGCAAGGUCCUAGGAUUUUGAACACAUAUGCCUUAUGCAACUGUUGUCUAUAAUUAUAAUAAAUCUGUAGAGAGAUCAAUUAUGUACAUGAAACAUAUUUCCAAAAUAACUAUCAGGGAGUGAUUAGUGAUUGAUACUGAUGCCAAAAGCGCAAUAAUAUACACAGACAAUCCGAGAUGAAAAUGUGACAAGUGCACACAAUACUAAAUGUUAUGUGUUAAUGCAGUAAUAAAUUUGUAUUGUCAAUUAUACCUAUAUAAAAAAUAAAUACACAUAUAUAACAUAUUGUGUUAAUCUAAUAAUGAUAUGUACAAAGAUAUUAUGACCUGAUAUUUUUUUUAUAAAAAUACAUAAUUUAUUCUAUAUUUCAAUAUGUACCUCAAUUUGAAGUUAAUGUGUUAUGUAUAAGUUGUGAGCAUUGGUUGUUACAUUAUAAUAAUGUUCAGAAUAAAUGUUUAUUUUAAUACAUAAGUUAUUUUUAUUUACCAUUUACCUAAUAAUGUGCCCUGCAGUUUUGCGUCCUUAGUCUUUAUUCAAUACUAGCUGACACCGCGCGGUUUCACCCGCGUGGUUGCUGUUCCCGUAUGAAUAAAGGGAUAAUAUAUAGCCUUCCUCGAUAAAUGGGCUAUCAACAUAAUAACACUGAAAGAAUUUUUCAAAUCGGACCACUAGUUCCUGAGAUUAGCGCAUUCAACCAAACAAACUCUUCAGCUUUAUAAUGG